AUGAGAAAUCAUAUCUACUUCAAAGAUGGUAUUUUAUAGCCUCCUUUGGACAUACCAUUUGAUGAUCACUAUGUUAGCACAGUAAGCAACAAUGGUGAUAAGAUAUUCAAGAAUGCAUAAAAGCAGAAUAAAGAUAUCUAUUAGGAAAUUAGAAUGCUUCGAACCUCUGCUCAUACAGGAGCAGUUGGAAGUAACACUAAAAAUAAGGUACUAACUGAAGUGCAGACUCAUGUGUAACGGUAAUUUCAAAUAGACCAGAUUAUGAGAGCAAGGCACGAUGGUAAGUCAUAAAAAGUCUAUUUCGGUGUCAGUUUGGAUAGAAAUUCUGGACCUAGUGGUCCAGGGGCUGGGGAAAGCAAACAUCUUCUAUCUCAGUAGUAAAUUAGCCAUGUGAUAUACAAAGACAAAAAUAAUCACAAACGCAGAGAUAGCAAUACGAGCAGUGAGGAGGAUGAAGAGGAUUAUUCAAUCAUAGAAGAUUCUAAAGCUAAUACUAAUCGCAUUAAGGAAGAUCAACUCAAUUAGACUUCUCUAUUUAAUCCAAAUCAUCCACUUAUAAAAACUUAAUUGUUAAUGACACUGCAUCCAAUGAGUGGGGGGUCAUCUAAGAAGUUCACAAAUCACGAUUUAUCGAAUCAUAACAUUGGAAUAAAAAGGAUACUUAAGACUAUUAGUCCGAGUCGCAUGAAUGGUAUCAACUUAUAUGAAGGAUCUGAUAGAUCACCUAAUGAUUUCACUGAUGCAGUUUUGCCUGCUGAUGUGUAAGUCAUUCGAUAUAAACAGUAUGGAAGAAAACUUUCCUUGAUACAACAACCAUCAGUGUUCGAGCAUUUAACUAAGCUGCACAAUUCGAAGAACCCGAGCCCUAAAAACAGACAAGAAAUCUAAAAUUAGAUGACUUAGUUCAGGUAGAGAAGGAAAACUCAAGCAUUGAUUAACUUUUAAAAUCUUCAAAGAAAUGAAGAAGAUAAGUCUAAUGUGCAACCAAGUGUCAGAGACAUCGUUACAGGGAACAAUCAAAAUCAUCUCAGCAAUUUAAAGAAAAUAACUGCUUCUCAAGUUAGAGACUCUGAGAUUUACAAAGACCUCUAGCAAUAAAAACUGAUAUUUUUAGCGUCGAGGCAGGUCAUAAGUAGUCAGCUUUAAAAGGAUCUAAAGCAGUUCGAGAAGAACCCACAUACGAAGGCUAUCAAAAAUAAAUUCCUUAGAAGUUUCAAUGAGCAAAUUUCGAAUUAGUACCAUCAAUCAAGAAACAAAUCUGUAUUAAAGGCAAAAACAUCAGAGUAGUCAGUUGCAAAUAUCAAAUAGAGUGGCCAGGAGUUCAUUUAAUCCUAUGACUAUAUGCGUGAGCUUGACUAAGAUUAGUUUCACUACAAUAGAGUGCUGAAAGAUCAGUCGCAGGAAGAGAUUCAGCGCAUUGACUAAGUGGCAGACAUGCUUAUCCAGGAGUAAAAAGAACUUUAGUUAAAUGAGUUUAACUUGAGGCGCCGAUCUAGACUCUCAUACUUUGACUAAGUACAGCUCAAUCAGAGUAUGAUACCACAUUAGCAUUCAACUUCGCUAUCGCUGAAGAAAAAUUAUUCGUAAGCAUCUAAUCUCUAAUCAAUAAAUGAAUCUCCUGGAAAGUAACUUUACUUUAACAAGGAGCCAUCUUCUCUCCCUGAGUAUAGAUAGAUACCCUCAGAUUCAACGAACCACUCCAAAUCGAAGCAGAUACUGUCAAAGCUGAUAUAGCAGACUAGAGAAGUUUAAUUUAAGCCUUUUAAUGAGAUGAAAUCUGAUAACAAGCUGGUAAGCCGAAAUUCCAAUAUCGACAUUGCUAUCAGUAAUACCUAUAAUAGUGUUAAUGACAUUAGAAAUUAAACAGCAAAAAACAUCAUCAAGUCUCCUUAGCUUUUGGAUAAAAUGCCUAAUAUAUCUCAUAAUAAAGGGGAUUCUAAUUACCUGAAGAAAUUUGAUCCCUCCAGUAAUGUACAAAAGAGAGCUAAGAUUUAUGAUUAACUAAAGCAUAAGUAGCUUUAGAAGGUGGCAUCAGAGGGGAAUUUCAUGGUGUCAAACCAAGAGAUUAUUAACAAGAUUGAUAGGAUGAGGCAUAUCCAGCCUGAGAUUAAUAAGAAAAAGAGCAUGGCUGAGAUGAAAAGAGCGGUAAAGAUUAUCAAAGCAACGAUUGAGGAUAGGGAGAGUGACGAGGAGUUGCAGAAAUACAAGGAAGCCAAAAUGUAGAUUAAGAGAGAUUUAAUGUUUAGUCAUAUUAACUAGAAGCAGGGAUAAGGCUAAAAAUGA
This is a messenger RNA of Stylonychia lemnae, 2283 nucleotides long. Lineage: Eukaryota; Ciliophora; Spirotrichea; Sporadotrichida; Oxytrichidae. The record is from the annotation of a GenBank genome assembly.